AUGAUUACAUUUGUUUGUUGCAGUUGGGCAUCAGACAUUGAACUCUCUGGCAGUAUACCUGACUUCAUAGGAAAUUGGUCAAAGCUUACUUCCUUGGACUUGAUCUUCAACAAUCUAACUGGACAAAUACCAGACUCACUGUUUAAUUUGAGUUCUCUUUCCAUCCUGUUUCUUGGAAACAAUAAGUUGAAUGGCGCUCUCUCUGAAUCGAAAAGCUCAUCUCUUCUCAAUGUAGAUUUAUCAUACAAUAAUCUAGUUGGGAGCAUUCCUUCUUGGGUCAACGGAACGAGUUUACAGCUGAAGCUGUCAAGGGACAAUUAUGGAGAUUACGUGAUCCCCAGGGGAAGCCACCAGGUGUAAUGCAGUAGUACAGCUAGCUAGUUCGUAUAUUUAACUUGUGUCUAGUAGAAAUUCUUCCUUCAUUAAGUAUUUGGACUUGUCUGCAGAUUCAAAUUAGUAGAUAUGGGCCAUUUUGAACUGAUGCUCAUGAUUAGGUUUGUGUACAUGAGACAAUGGUGGAUUAGUGAAAAUUUCAAUGAAUGAUUUUGGAUGUGUAUUUUAUGGUUUUAUG
Messenger RNA from Rosa rugosa (rugosa rose), 571 nucleotides. RefSeq names its product probable LRR receptor-like serine/threonine-protein kinase At1g56130. The transcript has 5 exons. Gene Ontology annotation, molecular function: protein binding. Bases 1 to 360 code for a protein of 119 amino acids. The record is from RefSeq and is a predicted model, not a curated record. NCBI's taxonomy places the organism in Eukaryota, Viridiplantae, Streptophyta, Magnoliopsida, Rosales, Rosaceae.